Dromiciops gliroides (monito del monte) is the source of this 1114-nucleotide messenger RNA. RefSeq names its product family with sequence similarity 237 member B (gene FAM237B). NCBI's taxonomy places the organism in Eukaryota, Metazoa, Chordata, Mammalia, Microbiotheria, Microbiotheriidae. The record is from RefSeq and is a predicted model, not a curated record. The transcript has 3 exons. The coding region runs from base 197 to 709 and encodes 170 amino acids.
GCCAGCAGGGAAGGUCUGACCUCGCUGUGCUGGGAGUAGGACGAACUGCUGUCGGACUCCUCGCCUCGAGGUAGCUGGUGUUCUUCAGCCCUCUCCCCGCCCGCCGCUGUCUCUGAAUCUGCAGCUGCUGCCUCCCCACAGCGUGCCCUCCUGCCACUCCAGCAGGUACGGCGCCCAGGUACCUUGUUUUUGCAACAUGGGCUGUGUCUAUGGAAGAUGGUGGUGUCUACAGCUGAGCUGUAUGCUAAUGAUGAACCUAGUCACUGCCAAUUUUGAAAUCCAAAAGCAAGCUCUUGCAAGUAUCAGUUCAGGGAACCUGGAAGAAAUUGACCAUGAGUGUUGGGAGCUUUGCUCCAUGAUGUUGAUAGAAAUGAAGAAACUGAAGGUAGCAGAUACUGUUCCUGGAUUCUGGAAUUUUAUGAUGUUCUUGCAGAAAUCCAACAGGCCCCGCCAUUAUAAUAUCUUCAUCAACUUAGCCCAGGAUUUCUGGAGUAUGUAUGUAGACUGUGCACUGUCAAGGGCUCAUGGAAUGGGAAGAAGACAACUGACAACCCCCCAGGUUUAUUUCGACAUUUCCAUGGAAGAUAGCAGGAAGGUUGGAUCUUACAAAGCAUUGGUUCUGGGAACCUGGGCAAGAAGACUAUUAAAACAUCAAACAGGUUGCUAUUCACAGCAAGAGGACAGCAGGCUUCCUAACAGGCAAACCUGAGCUGUCUGUGUUCUUCUGUAUCUUUUCAUGAGGCCUCAUAGAUUCUGACAGUAUUGAUAGGUGAAAAAGUAGCCCAGAAAUCAUGAAUACCACCCCACCCCCAACCCUUUUUCAAAUACAGGCCAUGACCACUCAUUUUCUUUUAAACCUCUCUGGGUUGAUUUAGCUCUUUGACUUUAAUACCCAACUUCUCUCAGGUAACUCAUGAGUGUUAAGUAUCUUUAUUUUUGUCAUGGCCUUCUUUUAAACGCACCCAUUUGUUGGAUAGAAAACCUUAAGUGCAAUGGAAGUUGGAUGUAUUUUUUUAUACAUUUGCUGAUGAGGCAAAAUGGCAACCAUUCCUUUAUAAAAUAUUGUGUGUCUGAAUAUUCAUUUUAAAAAGAAGGCCAGUAUUCAAUUUUUAAA